Molecule: messenger RNA, 2227 nt
Organism: Paramisgurnus dabryanus
Lineage: Eukaryota; Metazoa; Chordata; Actinopteri; Cypriniformes; Cobitidae
Gene: dcp1a
Product: decapping mRNA 1A
Biological process (GO): deadenylation-dependent decapping of nuclear-transcribed mRNA; positive regulation of catalytic activity; deadenylation-independent decapping of nuclear-transcribed mRNA
Cellular component (GO): P-body
Molecular function (GO): mRNA binding; enzyme activator activity
Source: RefSeq, a predicted model, not a curated record
UAUUGUGUUCCGUGCAGAAGUAAAGAUGGAGAGUGUGAAUAAAGCGGGUCAGAUGAUGAGUCUAGCGGCUCUGCAGCACUAUGAUCCCUACAUAGUGAAACUGUUGGAUGUCACGGGCCAGGUCGCGCUUUACACCUUCAACUCCAAAGCAAAUGAAUGGGAAAAGACUGAGAUUGAAGGCACCUUGUUUGUGUAUGCAAGGUCUGCAUCCCCACAUCAUGGCUUUACAAUUAUGAAUCGUUUGAGCACUGAAAAUUUAGUGGAGCCGAUCAAUAAGGACUUGGAAUUUCAGCUGCAAGAUCCUUUUCUGCUGUACCGGAAUGGCAACUUGGGCAUUUACAGUAUCUGGUUUUAUGAUAAGAAGGACUGCCAGCGGAUAGCCCAGCUCAUGCUGCAGAUUGUGAAGCAAGAGGCGUUGCAAGCACAGCAGGCGUCACCAGCCAGAGCUCUGGACAGCAGGACAAACGGUUGCGUUCAGACUCGUCCCACAGAUAUACUGGAGCUGCUUAGUAAAGCCAAAGAGGAAUACCAGAGGAGUCAGUCAAUGGAGAGAGAUGAUUCUCUGCCGUCGCUGGAAAAGAGAGAGGACACCACAGACCGACAGACGGCAACUCAACAUGAAAAGUCAGGUCACUCAAUAGUGAAGCAGAUCACAGUAGAAGAACUUUUUGGAAGCUCUUUGCCCAAAGAAACGCCCCAGUCGUCAAAUCCUACCCCAGCAGAAAGCUUGCGGGGCCUGACGUUCGCCCCUCAACUCACCCCACGGCUCUCGACUGAGCCGGCACUGGUGUCUCUGCUCCAGGGGUCCGGCACCAGGGACUCCCAGCACCCCAUCUCCCCAAAAGCAGCUGUUUCGAACACGGAGGAGAGCACGGUGGGGUCCAGCGGUCCUGCACUGCGCCGGCUUCCGCCUGCACGUGUGAAUACGCUCGCGGAUAGAGACGGGAUGCCCGGCUUCAUGCCCGGCCCGUUGGUCACCCCACAGUGUUUCGUAGAAUCCGGCUGCAAAGUUUCCACAUCUUUCACUGGAAAGAGCCCAGCGUCUGUGCAGAGUAAAGAAGUGAACGCCCAGACGCUGGUGAAAUCCAUUACAGCGGGGCCAGUUGUCCACGGGGAGGAGUCUUCACUGCUUCUGUCUCCCAGUGUAUUCCAGCAUUCUAUCACCAAGACAACAGAUCCACCCAGAAUCCCUGCUUCUCCCUCGUCACCCACCACCCCUCUGGCGACGGCAGAUUUACCCCCUGUCCUGUACAGUCGAACCCAGCUGCAAGAGACGCUCAUACAUCUGAUCAAGAACGACCCGCGGUUCCUCGGCACAAUCCAUGAGGCUUACGUACAGAGCAUGACUAAAGGUGUCAACAAGGUCAAGUUAUAGCCACUGAAUAUCUCGCUACACGUUCUGAUGUGAACUUUGAACUCUGACACUUGACUGAAUGUUAUUAAUACUGGCAGUUAUGACCCAAUGAUUUUUCAUUUGCCACAUAUUUGGUCUCUCAAAGCCCCGUUAUGAACAUCAGUUUAUUGACCACUCAUGGUUGUCAGGUCUCCUGGGCUUCUCUCAAUCUCACCAACUAAUGCAUGUGCUUAUAUUAAAGGAGUAGUCCACUUUAUAGAUGGGGCCCAUUGACUUACCAUAGUAUUUUUUUUCCUACUAUAAAAAGUCAAUGGACCCCAUCUUUAAAGUGGACUACUCCUUUAAGGGAUGUGUGCAAUACAGAGUAUUGUGUUCAUGAAGAAUUAUAAGACAUUUGGAUACAAUACAUUUGUGUAUAUAUGUGUAUAUAUAUAUAUGAUCUCAUGUACCAGUGUCAGUAUUUAGCGUGCUUUUUGUUGUUUUUGAAAAAGAAUGUAAUGUGGGAUUAUUGGACAUUUUUUUGUACAAACAGCAAAUUAUUUUUGACAUAAAAGAUAAAUGAAUGACUACAUAAGGAUUAGAUGAGUUCAUUUUAGUUUUUUAUGUUUUGUUUAGAUGCUGCACUUCAUUAGCACUGCUGUGUACAGUAAUGUAUUGAAUUUUGUAACUGAAGUGUUAAAUGGUUAACUUAAAGAGACCAUUGUAAAAGUAAUAACAGUAAAGCUAAAGUGUUUCUAUAUUAGCUACACCCAAACUAUAAUGCUAAUGACAGCAGUUGUCUGAACCAAUGAAAUCAGCUCGUUUCAAAUGUGUUGUGCCAUUAUAACAUUUGUCAAACAUUUAAUUUCAACAUUAAAACAAAAGAGAAAAUCA